AUGCUGACGGGCAAGAACUCGCUGCUGAAGCGAUCACAGCACGAGAUCAUCGUCGGUGUGAGCGAGAAGACACAGGGGUACAAGGUGCUGCUGAAGCGCGAGAACAAGGUGGUCGUCACGCAGCACGUCAAGGACAUCGCGACGCUGUCGGAGGCGCAGAACGCGCAGCUCCAGCGCGCGAUGGACGCCGGCGACCGAGCGGGUGACACAAAGGAGGCCGAGACGACAGUGGCAGCCAUCACGAGUGGUGGCAGCACAGACGGGCGCGCUACGGCUCGCAAGAAGGGCGGAAUAGCGUGGACGAGAUCGGCGCACGGAACACGCGUCGCGUCGAAACGUGCAGAAGCAGCAGCUCGACAGGAGGCGUUAACUGAGAGCGGAGAAGUGGUGAACACGGCUUUCGAGCGCGACCCGAUAAGAUACAGUGAGGCGAUGCGCGGUGGAAAGCGUGACGGCUGGAUGAAGGCCAUGAGAGAAGAAAUAGCAGCUCUUCAGAGCUACGACGUGUGGACGAUCGUGAAGCGCGCGCCAGGGACGCACGCGCUACACACGAAGUGGGUCUACAAGACCGAGACGGACACGCAGGGUAACCUCGAGCGACUGACGGCGCGUCUGGUCGCUGAUGGAUCUCUCGACGGUCAAGGUGAUCCUGGCACUCGCGGCCACGUGGGGGGGGUGCCUGCCAAGCACAGCGACAUCCCAAACGCGUGCGUGAAGGCGGAGAAGGAGGCGCAUCUGCGCAUCUUCCUCCAGAUGCCGCGCGGAAUGCAGGUUUCGGAGGAGACGCUUCGUACGCACGGCGCCACGAGUGCGAGCGAGCUCGUGCUCGAGCUCCGCAAGAGCCUGUACGACCUUAAGCAGGCGGGCAGGCUGUGGAGCCUGCUGCUGCACGCCAAGCUGGUCGAUGCCGGUUUUGUGCGCUGCGAGAGCGACAUGUGUUUCUACUGGAAGCGGGAAGGUGCGGAUCUAGUAGUCGUCGGCGUGUAUGUCGACGAUCUCCUUGCGACAGGCACUAGCGCGGCAGCGGUGGAGAGUCUCUUCGAAAGCCUCGCGUCGCUUUCGAUAAAGGACUUGGGCCAAGUCAGCAAGUUUCUGGGCAUGCGCGUGCAGCUUGCCAGCGAGGGAGGACACAAGCUUGACCAGGAAGAGGCGAUUGGCGACCUUGUGAGAGACAGCGGACUCGUCGAUGCCAACCCGACACGAACGCCGAUCGGCGACGACUGCUACGAGAUCGAAGCGGACGUCACGGCGCUCUUAGGAACCACGGGCUCAAAGACAGGAGCGACGGUGCGCGACUUCCAGUCGCUGGUCGGCUCUCUGCUGUGGGUUGCGCGAUGCAAGCUCCCGGACAUCGCUUUCGCGGUGCACAAGGCGACCCGUCAGACGCAUGCGCCUCGCAUGCAUGAUUAG
This is a messenger RNA of Peronospora matthiolae, 1410 nucleotides long. The record is from the annotation of a GenBank genome assembly. Lineage: Eukaryota; Oomycota; Peronosporomycetes; Peronosporales; Peronosporaceae.